CUUCCACACAACCUUCUCUCUUUUAUAAUAUUUGUUUCUCUCUCGUUCUUGUUUUGUUUUGAAUAAUGAUUUCGUAUUCUAAUAAUCCUUUUGUUUGCACUUUUGUUUUUCUCCUAUCAAUUGGCAACACGAUUGCAUUCUCCUCGAGUUCGUUGCCUCAUGUUCAAGAUCCGAAUCUAGUAGUUGACGAGGUCAAUAGAAGUCUAUUCAAUGCGUCAAGGAGGAGCCUGGCCUACCUAUCCUGUAGAACCGGAAAUCCUAUCGAUGACUGUUGGCGUUGCGAUCCAAAUUGGGAGAAAAACCGCCAACGGCUAGCCGAUUGUGCUAUAGGGUUUGGCAAACACGCUAUUGGAGGCCGCGGUGGCCGAUUUUACGUGGUUACAGAUCCGGGCAACGACGAUCCAGUAAAUCCUAGACCGGGAACUCUAAGACAUGCGGUCACGCAAGAAGAGCCAUUAUGGAUCGUUUUCAAGAGAGAUAUGGUCAUUAGGCUCAAGAAAGAACUGAUUAUCACAUCUUUUAAGACGAUUGAUGGUAGAGGCUCAAGUGUUCACAUAACCGAUGGACCAUGCAUCAAGAUCCACUAUGCAACUAACAUCAUCAUUCAUGGAAUUAACAUCCAUGACUGCAAACCAGGAUCAGGUGGCAUGAUAAAAGAUGGCCCACAUCACACCGGAUGGUGGGUCCCAUCAGAUGGAGACGCAGUGGCUAUAUUUGGAGGAAAGCAUGUGUGGAUCGACCAUUGCUCGUUCUCCAACUGCGAUGACGGUCUCAUAGACGCCAUACAUGGUUCGACGGCUAUAACCAUAUCGAACAACCACAUGACGCACCAUGACAAGGUCAUGCUUUUGGGGCACAGCGAUAGCUACACACAGGACAAGAACAUGCAAGUCACCAUUGCCUUUAAUCAUUUCGGUGAAGGGCUUGUGCAAAGGAUGCCACGGUGCAGGCAUGGAUAUUUCCACGUGGUGAACAAUGAUUAUACUCACUGGGAAAUGUAUGCCAUCGGUGGAAGCGCUUCUCCGACGAUAUACAGCCAAGGCAAUAGGUUUCUUGCUCCUAAUACCCGGUUUAAUAAAGAGGUUACAAAACAUGAAGAUGCACCCGAAAGCAAAUGGAGAAAUUGGAAUUGGAGAUCGGAAGGGGAUAUGUUGUUGAACGGAGCAUAUUUCCGGCAAUCCGGUGCUGGAGCUUCAUCGACUUAUGCAAGAGCUUCUAGUCUAAGUGCGAGGCCAUCAUCGCUUGUGGGUUCCAUCACGACGGCAGCAGGAACACUAAGUUGUCGGCGAGGUCGUCGCUGUUGAUUGAUCAGUAUAACAAUGCUAAUGAAAUCGUUAAGAGAAAAUAAUAGUAUACUAUUAUAAUAUCAAUGUUUAUGCAGUGGUUCGUAUGUUCGAAUGAAUGGUAAAAGACUUCUUUUUGUUUUAUGUUUUUCAUAGUAAUGUUACAAGUGUAAUGCGUCUGCUAUGUCUCUGGACAUUUGGGAGAGAUGAUUUCUAAAUUUAUAUUAAUAUAUAGUUUGUGUU
Molecule: messenger RNA, 1526 nt
Organism: Raphanus sativus (radish)
Lineage: Eukaryota; Viridiplantae; Streptophyta; Magnoliopsida; Brassicales; Brassicaceae
Product: putative pectate lyase 11
Exons: 5
Coding region: 66-1304 (412 amino acids)
Molecular function (GO): pectate lyase activity
Source: RefSeq, a predicted model, not a curated record